GUGCCCGCCCCCAAGCUGCAUGGGCCGAUCUUUCCUGCGAGGUCUCCUACCUCUGCUAUUGCCACUGCCACCCGUCUGUGUCUGGCACCGCCUGGUCAGCCUGGAGUCUGCUCAGCCCCCGAAAAGAGCCCGCGGCAGCCUCAUGGCACCGCCCCGAAUCGGGACACACAACGGCACCUUCCAUUGCGACGAGGCCCUGGCAUGCUCAUUGCUCCGCCUCCUGCCUGAGUACCGGGAUGCAGAGAUUGUGCGGACCCGCGACCCUGAAAAGCUGGCUGCUUGCGACAUCGUGGUGGACGUGGGUGGCGAGUACGACCCUCAGAGACACCGAUAUGACCAUCACCAGAGGUCUUUCACAGAGACCAUGAGCUCCCUGUCCCCUGGGAAGCCAUGGCAGACCAAGCUGAGCAGUGCGGGACUCAUCUAUCUGCACUUCGGGCACAAGCUGCUGGCCCAGUUGCUGGGCACUAGUGAAGAGGACAGCAUGGUGGGCACCCUCUAUGACAAGAUGUAUGAGAACUUUGUGGAGGAGGUGGAUGCAGUAGACAAUGGGAUCUCCCAGUGGGAGGAGGGAGAGCCUCGAUAUGCAGUGACCACUACACUGAGUGCACGGGUUGCCCGGCUUAAUCCCACCUGGAACCAGCCCAACCAAGACACAGAGGCUGGGUUCAAGCGUGCAAUGGAUCUGGUUCAAGAGGAGUUUCUGCAGAGACUACACUUCUACCAGUACAGCUGGCUGCCAGCCCGGGCCUUGGUAGAAGAGGCCCUGGCCCAGCGAUUCCAGGUGGACCCAAGUGGGGAGAUAAUAGAACUGGCAAAAGGUGGAUGCCCCUGGAAAGAGCACCUCUAUCACCUGGAAUCUGGGCUGUCACCCCCAGUGACCAUCACCUUUGUUAUCUACACUGACCAGGCUGGGCAGUGGCGGGUACAGUGUGUGCCCAAGGAGCUCCAUUCAUUCCAGAGCAGGCUGCCCCUCCCAGAAUCAUGGCGAGGUCUUCGGGAUGAGGCUCUGGACCAGGUCAGUGGAAUACCUGGCUGCAUCUUUGUCCAUGCCAGUGGCUUCAUUGGUGGGCACCACACCCGAGAGGGUGCCUUGAGUAUGGCCCGUGCCACACUGGCCCAGCGCCCAGCAUGUAAACCUCCUACAAGUCCCCUCAUCCAAUAAAACUUCUUCCGGCUCCUACUGACCA
Molecule: messenger RNA, 1190 nt
Organism: Phyllostomus discolor (pale spear-nosed bat)
Lineage: Eukaryota; Metazoa; Chordata; Mammalia; Chiroptera; Phyllostomidae
Gene: MYG1
Product: MYG1 exonuclease
Exons: 7
Coding region: 20-1165 (381 amino acids)
Cellular component (GO): nucleus; cytoplasm
Source: RefSeq, a predicted model, not a curated record